This is a messenger RNA of Candidozyma auris, 1662 nucleotides long. It is a transcript of the gene DLD2, whose product is annotated as D-lactate dehydrogenase. The transcript has a single exon. The record is from RefSeq and is a predicted model, not a curated record. Gene Ontology annotation, cellular component: mitochondrion. Gene Ontology annotation, biological process: lactate catabolic process. The coding region runs from base 1 to 1662 and encodes 553 amino acids. NCBI's taxonomy places the organism in Eukaryota, Fungi, Ascomycota, Pichiomycetes, Serinales, Metschnikowiaceae. Gene Ontology annotation, molecular function: D-lactate dehydrogenase (cytochrome) activity; D-lactate dehydrogenase (NAD+) activity; FAD binding.
AUGUUCAAAAUUAUAGCUCGACUACCGAGACGUUGGAAUUCACAAUCGGCAUCGAAGGUGCCACCAGUAAGACGAAUCUCGCUUCUUUCUACUCUUUUUGUCUCGGCAUCAUUUGCUACUGCUGGGUAUUUUAUAGGAAAAAGAGAGAUCACAAAGAAUCCUCCUGAAGACUUGUUCCCAUGGUCUUCAACGACGAAUUUGGAGAAGAUCGGGUCUCCCAUUUACGCUACAGAUGAAGAAUUGAAAGUUGCUGUCGAGGAUAUCAAAAAUGCUGUGGGUGAAGACCAUGUGAAAGAGUCGGUGGUGGAGAUCACCGCUCACAGUGAUAAUGGGUUCACACCACACCCACCAAAGCCUCAUGAGAAGCCAAGGUAUGUUGUCUAUGCAUUUUCGACAGAGGAAGUCUCGUCUAUCAUGAAAAUCGCUCACAAGUACAACGUGCCUGUUGUGCCUUACUCUGGGGGCAGUUCUCUUGAGGGGCAUACUUUUUCCACUCGAUGUGGGAUAGUCUUGGACACCAGUCGAAUGAACAAAGUGCUCAGAAUAAACCAUGACGACCUAGAUGCAACCGUUCAGGCUGGCGUAGGCUGGAUGGACCUCAAUGAGCACCUCACCAAUCAGAAGUUGAUGUUUGGCUGCGAUUGUGGACCAAGUGGGUUGAUUGGUGGAAUGGUAAACACGAACGCUUCGGGCGUUAAUGCAUCUAGAUAUGGAGCUAUGGUACACAAUGUCGUAUCGUUGACUGUGGUGCUUGCUGACGGAACUAUCAUAAAGACAAGGCAAAGACCUAGAAAAACCUCCUCGGGCUACAAUCUUACUGGUCUUUUUAUCGGCAGUGAGGGAACUUUGGGGAUCGUGACUGAGGCUACUGUGAGACUUCACGUCAAGCCUCUGCAUGAAACAGUUGCGGUUGGCCAAUUUCCGUCUGUCACUGCGGCCUCCAAGACCGUGGCAGAGCUUUUUCGAAAAGGUAUUCGUCCUGAAGCCAUUGAGCUUUUGGACGAGGACAUGAUGCAUUGUACAAACUACAGUGGUCAACUUACCAAGAAGUGGCUUGAGGUGCCUACCAUAUUUUUUAAAGUAGGCGGCCACAACAAGGUGGUCGUGGACGAGACGUUGCAGAUCAUCAAAAAGGUGUCGCUUGAAAACAAGUGCGCUGAUUUCAUCAUUGCGAAAAACAAAAACGAAGGGGAAGAGCUUUUCCAGGCUCGUAAGAAUGCAUUUUUUUCUAUUCUAGACUACGGCAAGAAUGAGAUUGACGAAAACGUGAGACUCUGGGUCACCGACAUUGCGGUACCACUCUCAAAACUACCUAAGGUUGUCGACGAGAUUCGUGCUCUCAUUGAUCGGUCUGGAUUUAAAUCGGUUAUUCUUGGACAUGUGGGAGACGGUAACUUGCAUGCUGACCUCUUUUACACUCCCGACCAGCUCCACGAGUGUCAUAAAGUAAUCAAUGAGAUUACAAUGAUUGGGUUGAGAAAUGAAGGAACAGCAAGUGGAGAGCAUGGGAUCGGAAAUGGCAAAAGAACGUUCCUCGCAUAUGAACUUGGUCAGGAAGCAGUAGACACCAUGAGAAAGUUGAAGCUAGCACUUGAUCCAAAAAGGAUUCUCAAUCCAGACAAAAUAUUUAAAAUUGAUCCUCAAGACAGAGGAGAAUUCUAG